ACCCAAUCACCCAAAGGCCAAAACAGAAAAUAAGCAACCCGCCGUAGAGUGCUCGGCUGGGGAACUCAUCACCAGCGCGCAAAGGUCGGGAAAAGAUAGAAAUGGUUGCCCUGCCUCCGCCGCUGCGCCGGCGAUUCUUCUGCACCCAGGCCGCUAAAGCCUCCCGCAACCACCUUUCAUGGACCGUCAAGCAAGUGAAGAAGUCCAAUUUCACGGCCGAUAUCGUCGAGGAAAUAAAAACCCAAGUAUCCGCCUCCGACUUCGUCGCCGUUUCCCUGCAGAAGACCGGCUCCUUCUCCGCCCCUUGGCACCGCCCUUCUCCAUUCGACACCCCUGACAUCGCUUACUUGAAAGCCAAGUACGCCGCCGACCGCUUCCAGGUUCUUCAGCUGGCUAUUUGCCCCUUCAGCAUUCGGGCGCCUACAGUCACUGCCUACCCGUAUAACUUUCACUUGUUCCCGAGGGAUGAAAUGAAGACUGGGAUGCCAUCGUACAGUUUCUCUUGUCAAUCGUCGAGUUUGGUUGCCAUGGCUCGCGACGGUUUUGAUUUUAAUGCUUGCAUCAAUGAUGGGAUUUCGUACUUGUCCAGGGAGCAAGAGUCUGUGGUGAAAACUCGGUCGGAGAGGCCGAGGCCCGUCAGUGACUUGGGGGAAUCUGCUUCUUCUCUCUCUGUUGCAGAUUCGAUUUUCGUUGAGAGGGUAAAAUCUCGCGUGAAGCAUUGGAAGAAUGCAUGUCAAGACUCUGGUAGCAACACAAAAGGUGGUACUUAUUACGAGUCUCUGGUGAAAGCCUUGAGAAGGCUCAUCGUGACAACCGAACAGUUUGAAUCAAGACCGUGCAUGAACAUUGACGUUUGCAGUGACCGCCAAGCACAUCUUGUGGUCAAGAUGUUGCAAAAGUUUGAUGAAAACCUUGUCCCUUUAAUGGUUCCAGCAAAGGGAGGAGGAACUCAGGCAGUUCGUGUUGUCUCAACAACUUCAAAAGAAGACCGGGAUCUACUUCUGAAAAAGCUUCAGAAUGAUGAAGACGAAGCAAACAAAAAUAUCCGUGGCUUCCGAGAGGUGAUUGAUUUGAUUUCUGCUUCACAGAAGCCUAUUGUCUCCCACAAUUCCCUUAACGAUUUGACAUUCAUUCAUUCGAAGUUUCUUGGACCCUUGCCUCCUUCUGUGGAGGAGUUCAUGGAAUCUUUGCACCACGUUUUCCCCCACGUCAUAGAUGUCAACCAUCUAAUACAGGAAAUUGGUAUCCCGAAGAGAGUAACAAGCAUCCCUUACACCAUCUCAUACUUGAAGCAUCGGUAUCCUGUACCAAUUGAUGUAGAAAUUCCAUUCCAAGGUGCAGCGGUCGAAGAGGAAAUUCACGGGCAUAACGUACUGAGCAUUAGUGAAUUGUUUGCAAAGUUAUGCUGCAUACUGAAACUCACACCUGGUGUAGGAGAAGUACAUGCUGAGAAAGGUACUUCUCCCCUUCAAGUAUAUGCAAACACUUUCAACCCACUAGUCAGUGGACCACAAGAAGAACCCACUGUCAGGGAAGAAAUCAGGGUGUGGACUAGCAGCAACACAAAGAAAGUGAGACGUGAUGAUUUGGUCUUCCUGUGGGGAUUUAGGUGUGGUACAACAGCUGGAAACCUGAAGUGCCUUCUGGAAGGGUCUCAUGAGGUUUUCUUGGACGAGUUCCACGUUCGAUUAUUAGACAAGAGCUGUGCUAUAGUUGUGUUCUGGAGACCCGGUUCGUCUGGAACCUUUCUGAAUGCCAUGACUCAUAAUCUAUCAGAUGCUUCUUCCAGCUCUUUGAAGGACCUGGUUGCUGAGGGCGUAAGAGCAAGUGGUUAUGAGACAUAUGACAAAGCUUGCAGGUCGGGGUUUUGGGAGGCCAGUUUGGCUGAUUCACUAGACAAAGCAGCAGCCGCCAUGGCUGACAUUAGGGUUUCUUCAGAGUCUGAUCACCGGACAGAAUCGUUGGAGAGUUACCGGAAGAGCGAGUUGAUGAUCGACUUAGACGAGCUAUAAAUUGUUUUCUCGAGAAGAAGAGACUCGUGCAUUUUAGUCCAGCCAAGAAUACAUCCAAUGCGUAGAGAUAGAGAAUUGCAGACAUUAUCCAGAGAAGCAUGUGUGAGAUGCUGUGUACACUGUAGAGAUGUACACUUUCUACUGCAAUUCUGUUUUAUUUCUUCGAGCCUCACCACGUGAUGGCAUUUGAUUUAUGUAUGAUUUAAUUUUAAUUAUCCCGUUAAUUUUGGUCUGGCUCUUUUAUUCUUAAACAACUGACCAUUGUGUAUGUUAAAUUGUUAAUCACUUUCGUUCAUCUGGCUGUUAGCUCAGUCAGCACUGCUCAUGCUCAAGUCUCCUCCCACGGUCCGUUCUUCUUCCCACUUCAUUCAGCUAAACCGCUCCGCUGCCAUCUGUUCAUUUUUCAAACGCACUUUCCCAUUUCCCUCCCAAACAAGAAUGGCUUCUUCGGCCCUGUCGCUCCCCCGUUCGUGGGCUUCUUCUUCUCCCCAAUACCGCGAUGUCGCUUCUCUUCCACGCUCCCAACGCGGUUCACUUACCUUCCCCAACGGCUAUACAGAAUCCGCCUUCUUCGGCUCCAAGCUCCCCGCCAAAUCGCUUUCCUGGUCAUCGGCGGCGCGUCGAUGUCGCGGCGGGGCUCUCCGAUUCGGCCCCGCCGCCUCUGCUUCUCUCCACACCUACGACGUCGUCGUUAUUGGCGCCGGAAUCAUCGGAUUGACGAUCGCUAGACAGCUCUUGACUAGCUCCGAUCUCUCCGUCGCCGUCGUAGAUAAGGCUGUUCCGUGCUCCGGUGCUACCGGCGCAGGGCAGGGCUACCUAUGGAAGGUUCACCUUAAGCCUGAGGAUCAAACGUGGGAGCUCAUUACCAGAAGCCAUCAACUAUGGGAGACGUUUGCCGAGGGUGUGAUUGAUCAAGGCUUGAGUCCUGCCGAUGAGCUCGGCUGGAAGAGAACUGGAAGUUUGUUAGUUGGAAGAACACCUGAAGAGUCAGAGAUGCUGAAAAGGAAGGUGAAGCAGCUCUCUGAAGCUGGGAUAAGAGCUCAGUACCUAUCUAGUCAGGAGCUGAGUCUUGAGGAGCCUGAACUGGCGGUGGGGCGGGACGGCGGGGCGGCUUUCUUACCAGAUGAUUGUCAACUGGAUGCUCAUCGUACCACUUCGUAUAUCCAGAAGGCUAAUAGAGAAUAUGCAUCAGAAGGGAGAUAUGCUGAAUUCUUUCAUGAGCAAGUGACAGGCUUACUGAGUUCUAGUGGAAGUAGAGAGUUCAAAGGUGUUCAGACUUCCAGCGGUACAUUGAUAAGUAAAAAGGCCAUUAUAGUUGCAGCUGGUUCUUGGACUGGCCCUUUGAGCCGUGAGCUAUUUAAAGGAUCUGAUAUUGCGUUAAAUAUCCCUAUCAAGCCCAGGAAGGGACACUUGCUCGUGCUGGAGAACUUUGCUGAUCUAAAGUUGAAUCAUGGCACGAUGGAAGCUGGUUAUGUUGGCCACCAAGAUGCAGCUGCACAACAUGAAAAGUCAGAUAUAGAAUCACAGGAUCAUGAGAAUUCAUUGUUUGUGGCAAUGGGAGCCACUAUUGAUGCGAUGGGAAACCUUGUUCUUGGAAGCAGCCGCCAAUUUGCUGGGUUCAACACUGAAGUGGAAGAGUCUGUUAUAAAUUGUAUCUGGAAUAGGGCUGGGGAGUUCUUUCCAAAGUUGGCUGAAAGACCCCUGAGAAAUUUCACUGAGGACAGAAAAGUGAGAAUAGGAUUACGCCCUUACAUGCCUGAUGGGAAGCCAGUAAUCGGGCCAGUGCCAGAAAUGUCAAAUGUCUUCAUUGCUGCUGGGCAUGAAGGUGGUGGACUUUCCAUGGCUUUGGGCACUGCUGAACUGGUAGCUGACAUGGUCAUGGGCAAGACUGGAAUUGUUGAUUCUUCCAUAUAUGCUGUCGGAGGACGAUGUUGAUAAUAUACUGUGUGCCAAAUGUAUACCAGUGAGUCCUAGCAGAACAGUUGAUGGUAUAAGUGUGUACCAUUUGAAAUACUACUGAGGUUUAAACCUUGAGCGAUAACGAACUAAAUUGUAUCGUGGUAGUAAAUCAGGAUGUUUGGUCUGCCUUUUUAUAAAAUGUCUCCAUUUCUAUCUCUACCUGUCAGGCUGUUGGUUUGAUGGUAUUGUGUUUUGAGUUCCUGUAAACUGCAGAUCCAUAAAACUCCAAAGCAUGUGACCCUGAAUUGAGAACUGAGACGAGAGAUUAUUGGGAUUGCAAUUUUGAGU
This is a messenger RNA of Linum tenue, 4259 nucleotides long. The record is from the annotation of a GenBank genome assembly. Lineage: Eukaryota; Viridiplantae; Streptophyta; Magnoliopsida; Malpighiales; Linaceae.